AUGAAGCUGAAACUUCAACGGGUGAUUCGACUCACCUCGGACGAGAUCAACCACAAGAAACUCCGCACUCGCAAACUCCACAACUACACCAUCCUCCAUUACUCCCCAUUUAAAGCUGUCUGGGAUUGGUUCGUACUGCUCCUAGUGGUCUACACGGCAAUCUUCACGCCGUACGCAGCUGCUUUCCUGCUCAACGAUGACGAGCGACGGGCGAAACUCAACAAGGAAGCCGAAACACGGGCGGGGGAGGGGCUCAAAUCCAGCUACUCGGAACCCCUGGUCGUACUGGACCUGAUUGUAGACGUCAUGUUCAUUGUGGACAUCUUCAUCAAUUUUAGGACCACUUUCAUUGAUGACGUCAAAGGGGAGGUGGUGUCCGACCCGCCUAAGAUCGCUAAGCACUACCUGAAGGGGUGGUUUGUCAUUGACGUAUUGGCCGCUAUUCCAUUCGACUUGAUCCUCUUCGUGGUUGCAAAUGACGAGAAAACCACAACGACCAUGGGCCUCCUCAAGUCAGCCCGCCUGCUGCGUCUUCUACGCGUAGCCCGUCGCCUUGACCAGUAUUCCCAGUACGCUCCGGCCGUUAUAUGUCUCUUGAUGUGUGCCUUUACUCUAGUAGCUCAUUGGAUGGCGUGUUGUUGGUACUCUAUAGGGGAAAGAGAGAGGUCUAAAGAGUAUGGAUGGCUCAAUCAAUUAUCUAGAGACGUUAAUGAAACAUAUAGGGGAGACGAUACAGGAGGCCCCUCCCCUCAAUCUAAAUACGUGACGUCACUAUACUUCACCCUGACCAUCUUAACCACAGUGGGCUUCGGUAACGUGGCGCCGAAUACAGACGCAGAGAAGCUAUUCGCUAUAUGCAUGAUGCUGGCUGGAUCUCUCAUGUUCGCCUGUAUCUUCGGUAACAUGACGGCCAUCAUUGAGCGUCUAUACGAAGGUAUGGCUAGGUAUCACCAGCAGCUAACACUAGUUAAGGAAUUCGUCAAGUUUCAUAACGUGCCGCAUCCUCUAAGACGACGCUUACAGGAGUAUUUCAAACAUGCCUGGGUUUAUUCAAAUGGGAACGAUCUACAGGAGGUGGAUGAGGUCAUGAAGGACUUUCCGGACUUCCUCCAAGCGGAUAUCUCGCUUCAUCUCAACCGUAACCUACUCAACGGGUCGCCAGCCUUCAAAGGCGUCAAUCACGGAUGCUUGAGGGCGCUGUCGGUCAAGUUCCAGAACACCCACACGGCCCCAGGGGACAUUCUACUGCACAGAGGGGACAGUCUGAAUCAAAUGUACUUCAUAUCUAGGGGGUCACUCGAGAUUUUGCGUGGGAACGACGUCUUAGCAAUAUUGGGCAAGGGAGAUGUUGUUGGAGAGAACUUCUGCCAGCGACCUCUGGUUGGAAGGUCGAAGGGUACAGUCAGGGCAUUGACCUACUGUGACCUAUUGACCCUGUAUCGAGAAGACCUUAUGGAUGUCAUCACAAUGUAUCCAGAUUUUCGACAGCACUUUGCAGAGAAGGUUGAAGUUACAAUAGACAUGAGAGAUACCGAGUUGGAUAAAAUAAUUCCAGACAUAGCUCCAAAGGUCAACCACUGGCCGGGGGCCAAGACCGUCCUCAACCGGCGCUUCUCGGCCGUAGUCGCCGCAGCUCAAGCGGCCCGCAAGAUGAAGUCCGAGCAGAGGAGUAGGGUCACGCUGACACCGUGUCCGAGCACAGAGACUGUGGCAUCCAAGACGGGGUCUGAGAGCAGUAAACGGGGGUCGGAUGGCAGCAAGAUCAGAGAUUCGCUCUUCUCAUUCCAGAGUGGCAAAUGGAAAAAGAAACCCGGCAAAUUUGAUACAUUGGUUUCCGUGGAAACAAACGAGCAGGAUGACGAUGAAGACGGAGAUGAUCAAAAUGUUCCUCUCAUGCGAAGAAAAUACCGACAUUACACCGAACCAUUACGCACUACCGGCAAGACAUCAACAGACCAAAGAAACCUACAUCGCUCAUGCCCCCUCAGAGACACAAGAAACGAUGAGGCCACGCCCCCAUCGUCAGAACUCGGCAACCGGGAGGCCCCAGAGGGCGCUGUUACUUCCUCGUUGAAUCGGCUGAACGCCAAGGCUUCUUCCAUUGACCUUGACAACAAUAACUUAGGGUGUUUCGUCGACAACAAUGCCAUCCACUUUCGGAUUGACGGGUUGUAUAAGCAGCUCGGGGAGAUCGAGAGGAAAUUCGACGAGCAGAAAGCAGCUAUCAUUGAGUGUCUCCUAGGGAAGGCUCACCCACCUAUCAGUGGGGAUCGAGAGACCAGACGUGGCAUGCAAUCUGCUUCCAACCCUGUGUUGAAUAUGGCUUCUCGCCCAGGAGGGGGCAGACACAUAGAUGUUGUACUAGCUCCAGCCGGUGUGGGCACAAGCAGUGAUCCUACUAUUAGUCUAACCGGGAAAGAGCAAAAGAGGGAUAAAAUGCAAGCGGGUAAACCGACGAACCACACGGACCAUCCUCUGAUAGAGUUGGACGUUAUCAACGAACCGAUGGCGAACUCUUUAAGUGGUGCCUCUCCGGAAGAGGAUUCCAGAACUGAGCAAUCCAAGAAUGUAGUCGUCACUUCCUCAUCGCAUCCUCCCCAGGAUCCCAAGCAGCAAGAGGGGUCUACAGAGAAACUGCCCCAUCUCCGGUCUAAGAAAGUAGGGAGGGAUAAGUUCUACCAGCGUGGACCGGGGAGAUCUCGCGGGAACGGGAGACCCUUUGCCAUGCCAGGACGAGUGUCCAUGGGCAACCGAUCGCCCAAUACGAGAGCGCCUGUCCUUUCAUUUCCGCCUGUAAAAGGACCCGAUGAGAGCGGUGAGGUUAUUUGGCUGGAGAGGCGCGGGGAAGAAACAGGUGGCACCAGGGUGUCCUCGACGUCAUCGUGUUAAGGUUUUGGAAUCAGCUGAUGAAUAUUCAUUUGAAUAUUUGCAUAAUUAGCAUAGGUUUGCACAAUGAUGUAUUGUUUUCACACAAUCUUGCAAUUAUACGAAUGGUUGGUUUGAUCUACCAUACUGUACCACAUUUGCAUACUGAUUUACACAUUCAUAUUAUGUCACGCACAGUUGUAUGUGUGUUUUGAUUUUCCAUAGUUCUACAAAACAAAAUGCACAAUGUUUUUUGUUUCAUCUGAUUUAUUUGAUUCAACAAUGAAUUAUUGUUAUUUUUUUAUAUUUUUUUUUACUUCCACCUGUUCGUUACAGAAAAUAUGAACUGGAUUUCUGGUGAAUGGCAUCAGUUGACUGAGUGACAGACUAUUUCUUGGACAAUAAUCAAAUAAUAAAUUCAACGAAUUUGAGAUGAAGAGGGCACGUCAUUCAGUGGAUGAGUUUGGUGACAUUGAUGGCUCUGCAGACAAUCUAACGGUUACCACAUUUCUUACUUUCAAAGCAGUUUGCUUUUAAAGGACUGAAAAGUUGAACAUCUGUUCAAGGCUCACUAUAGAGACAAACGCCUAAACAAACUGAGUAAAGUUUUGUAUCAAGUUGAUUGUUCAACGUAUAAUCAACAGUUUUUUUUUUUUUUUUUUUUUUUUUUUUUGAUAGACAAUUGACGGAGACCAAUCUCUCAUCAACGACCGACGACAAUUGACUAACUGGACAGGGUUUUCGGUUUGUGCUACCUCUUUCAAACAGGUAGAGAGAGUGACAAAGGACAUUGACAAUAACGGACAUUCAGGACACGAAACAACGACGUCGACAUCAUGACAGGUGGAAAGGAGAGAUUCACAAAAUAUAGACGACAGAACAAUCUUACAACUGAUUUGUUUUACUGACUGGACUACCGAACCAACCAAGGACCUUCUCUUAACAUGCCGACUGUUUGGCUCUACUGACUGACAAUAAAACAUGACAAUUAUUAUGACCUACUUAAUUUUUGUUUAACUAAGUUUUUGAAAAUGGCUGAUACCGAUUGGUAAAGGUUUGAUGUAGUAAGAUUUAGUUAGUUGUUUGCUCAACCCAAAAUCAUUCAAACUUUACCCAGUCAGUUUCCCUUGCGGCUUACUACUUGAUAAAUAUAUGUAUUAUUAUUCGUUUUUUUUUUUUUUUUGGACUUUUACAGCAAUGAUUCUCUUCCAAAGUGGUGUAGCAAAAUCUGUUAACGGAAUAAUACAAGGAAGACAUUUAGAGUAUCACCAGUCAUUUUAGUUUGUAAUAAUGUAUUCAUUUAUUCACAAGCAGCAAUGAGCUUUAAAUACAGCACACACAAAAAGUAGUGGAUUUAUAAACUGCUUUUGUAUUUUAACAUUGAUGCGAUAAUGUAGGAUUUUUUUUGUAAGAGGUACACCAAUGUAAUAUUUGUAUAUAUUUGAAACCAAGCAUUGUCACACAUGGUGGCAAAGUUUAAAACUUGAAAGCAAAACAAUAAUAUUUAGACUUUUUUAUAAAGUGACAGCUUUUUUUAUACAUAUGUGUGGAAGUGUGUGUGCAAAUGAACACAAAUCGGAAAACAAUUUAAGUUGUACGUAGGAGGCUGAAACAAAGAAACAUAAUUGGACAUUGUCAAUGUUCAACCCUUCUUUUCUCGUAAAUGUAAAUUGAUCAGAGGUUUAUUUUUACCUCUGAUAACAAGACAGUAAACAAAUUUAUACUUUUUCCAAAACCAAAUACAGACACAACUCUGGAUGUUUUCCUUUGAAUAUUGGAAUUUAAGAAAGCAUAAUUUUUUUUUCUGUUUGAAAGAAUUGUUUACGAAACGAUCAAACGAAGGAUAAUUUCAUUGAAAAAUUUACAUCAUUAAUUUUCAAUCAGUUCUUAAUUUCCCUGCAGUAUUGAGAAUAAUUUUGUAUACGAAACAUCUAACCUUAGAACAAGUUUGUUUUAGAUACAAUUGCUCUAAUCUUUGCAAAUGCUGACCAUUACUGCAAAAUAAAAUUUAAACAAUUGCCGGCUAUCAGAAAUCACUUUCUGGUAUGGUUGGAUUGUUUUUUUAUGAUGACAAUUUGGAACAAGAAGAAGCAAUGCAUAGGAAAGUUUGUUGCAGGUUAAAAGACAACUUGGUGACCGAAUUAUACAUAGUUAGGAUGGUUGUCUGCAUUCACAUGUACAUAGUAUACAUCUAACAAACAAGUUAUGUGUUAGUUCCUCAAAAAGUAGAGGACUGGACAGUCCUUAUUUGCAUCAGGAUAAAUAAUAACCAUUUCGUUGAAACCUUAAACUGGUGUUUGGUAUUUAGUGCAUUCUAUGUCCUGAAAGUAGAGGGAUUCGAAUCCACUAAAAUAACGUUUCGCUUUAAAGUGUAACGUUUUAAAAUGUAACGUUUUAGGGUAUACUUGAUAACAACUAAUGGUUCGUUGAGAAUGUCUUCCUUUCAUUCAUACACAACUUUCCCCUCAAAGUUGGAGCUUUCGGUUCCGAUCUUAUUCUCUUGCAAGGCAUGUAUAUAAUUAAUUUCAGAAAGCUAACUGCUGCUGCAUCCUUUUAGUCCAACAGAUAAAUAGUUCUAAAUCGUCUUACAAUUUGAAACAAAAUACUUGUACACGUAAAGGUUUCCGGGUUGUGUAAGUUGACAUCACCCAUAAGAUUUGUAAAAAAGUUCUACGUCUGCAAGGGGCAACAGGGGGAAUUAUCAAGCAGUUAAUUGUAAACCCCUGUAAAUAAUUAUAUACUUUUAUAAGCCUUAAAAAGGGGAUUGCGAAGUUGUUGCCAGUAGUACAAACGGGCAUACAAACCUAAAACUGGGUUUGAAAGGAAGGUUUUAAGAACGUUUGGAAACAGUUGUUCGGAUACAAACGAGAAAUCAUUUCCACUAUUUAUAAUACUAUUUUUUGUACUGUCAACUUUUCUUAGCUUAUUCUGCUGUUAAAAUUGUUGUUUAAUUUGUUCCCCUUUUUUAAUAGUAGGCCUACACAUUAGAAGUUAUUUCCAGCAUUUGGGUAGAUUACCAACGAAAAUGUAUCAUAAAUUGUUGUACAGAAAACGUUUCGUUAUCGUUUUGAAAUUUGAUUUUGUUUUAGAGAGCCUCCAGCAUUAACAACUAGAAAUGGAUUGAAGUGUCAGUUGAAUUUAAAGGAACACGUUGCCUUUUAUAAAAAGCGUUUGUAACCGUUUGUUAUAUAAUGCAUAUGGUUAGAAA
Molecule: messenger RNA, 6073 nt
Organism: Asterias rubens (European starfish)
Lineage: Eukaryota; Metazoa; Echinodermata; Asteroidea; Forcipulatida; Asteriidae
Product: potassium voltage-gated channel unc-103-like
Exons: 9
Coding region: 1-2889 (962 amino acids)
Biological process (GO): membrane repolarization during action potential; potassium ion transmembrane transport
Cellular component (GO): membrane
Molecular function (GO): inward rectifier potassium channel activity
Source: RefSeq, a predicted model, not a curated record